CUCCUCUUGAGGAUUCAUCCGCUCAGGAGGAGUUUAGGGCCUGAUUAAAAAAUAAAUAAAUAAAUAAAAAAUACAGACGCUGUGUGGAAAUCUGCACCACAGGAAGAACGCACUGUAAAUAACAAUAAUGAUAAUAAUAUUAAUAACUGGGUGCUGUUAUGAUUGAAGCACCCCCCCCCCCCCCUCCUCCUCCUCUUCCACUUCCUCCCGGUGUGAUGUCAACACCAACCCGGGCACCGACUUCCGGCCCCGCUCUGCUUUCCUUCCCCCGGCUCCCUCUGCAUCAGCCGGCGGAGCAGCUGAUGUGUCAGGAGAGGGGCUCGGCUUUCACACGCAGUGGGGGAAAAAAAAAAGAAGAUUUAAAUAAAAUAAUAAUAAUUCAAACAACAAUCACACGCGUCACCCCCCGGAGGGCGGAUAAACGAGGAUCCCGGGAGACGGAGGAGGAAGAAGAAGAAGCCGCGGACGUUUUUACUUGAUGCGACGGGAUUUGCUAGUUUCGUGUGAAGAGGCGGACCCAGGAGGCUCGGUCACUCCACUAUGCUGAGGCUGUCCCCGGUGUUUGUGUACUGUACGUGGAAGUACAAGGACUCUUCGCCUCCGACCCACGGGCCCACGUUACGGAUUUAACCCAUCAACAUCUGGGUCCCCCCCCCUCCUCCUCCUCCUCCUCCGCUGCUUGUUCUUCACCGAUUCUCCUUCAGUUCCGCGUCUGUUUGUUUUGGACCGGGGAGGGGGGAGGGGGGGGUUCCUCCAGACGAGCAGGGCUGCAUGUGCGUCGCUCUCUCGCCGCCUUCACAGUCGUGUUCCCCCCCGCUCUCUUCUUCUUCUUCUUUUUUUUUUUAAAAAAAGAGACGGGGUUAUUUUCUUUUUUCUCUAAAGUAAGAGUCCUCACUCGUUCAUGGAGCUCUCACCAUGAUUUAUUCCUUCUUCCACGCUCCCGUCAGGUUCCGUGUCCGCGCCGGCUGCCCGGGGUUCAGCCGCUAGCCGGUGCGUCUGCAGGGGGUGGUGGGGGGACUUGUGGUGCAUUUACCCGGUGUCUCUCUUUUUGCUUGUGACACCACUUAAAACUGACUCAUCUUUUUUUUUUUUUAAAUUCACUAUUCAGCCUUUUUAAAAAAAAAUUUUUUGGAACCUCCACACUCCCACGGAUACAGGACACCGCUCCAGACCUGUCACCAUGAGUUGCAUCCUCUCGGCGCUGCUGGAUGUGUUGCUACGUGGACUCGUCAUCUAUGCGGUACUCGGCUGCACUUCCUCCAGCGAUCUGCCCGAUGCUGCAGCCGUAGCAGAUCCCUGUCUUAUUGUAAUGCCGCCAUGCAUGGGCGAGGCCGACCGCUUCAGUCUGGAGGCGCUGCGGCACAUCCACAAACAGCUGGACGACGACAACGACGGGGGAAUAGAGGUCAACGAGAGUGUGGAGUUUAUAAUAGAAGACAUGAAGCAGCAGCAAACCAACAAGCACAGCAACCUGCACCAUGAAGACCAGCACAUCACAGUGGAGGAGCUGUGGAAGGGCUGGAAGACGUCUGAAGUCCACAACUGGACGAUGGAGGACACGGUGCAGUGGCUGAAGGAGUCGGUGGAGCUGCCGCAGUAUGAGAAGAACUUCCGGGACUUCCGGGUCUCGGGGAACACCUUACCUCGAAUAGCAGCAAAUGAACCGUCGUUUAUGUCGAUGCAGCUGAAGAUAUUAGACCAGCGGCAUAAACAAAAACUAAACCUGAAGGCACUGGACGCAGUGCUGUUUGGUCCUCCGCUCCGUCCACAACACAACUGGAUGAAAGACUUCAUCCUGAUGGUUUCCAUAGUGAUCGGUGUUGGGGGCUGCUGGUUUGCCUACGUGCAAAACAAGUCCAGCAAAGUGCACAUCUCUCAGAUGAUGAAGGAUCUGGACAGCCUGCAGCACGCUGAGCAAAGCCUCUUAGACCUGCAGAGCCGACUGGAAAAAGCUCAGGAAGAGAACCGCACGGUGGCGGUGGAGAAGCAGAACCUCGAGCAGAAAAUGAGGGAUGAGAUUAACGGGGCCAAAAAGGAGGCUCACAGGCUCCGAGAGCUGCGAGAGGGAGCCGAGUGUGAGCUGAGCCGCCUCAAAUACGCUGAGGAGGAGCUCGUACAGGUGCGGAAGGCCCUGAAGAGAGCGGAGAAGGAGAUGCAGUCUGAACGCUCGGUGCCAGAAGCUCUUCAGAAGUGGCUGCAGCUCACGCACGAGGUGGAGGUUCAAUACUACAACAUCAAGAAACAGAACGCAGAGUUCCAGCUGUGCGUCGCCAAAGACGAGGCAGAGAAAAUCAAAAAGAAGAGAAGUUCUGUGUUUGGAACUCUUCACGUAGCCCACAGUUCAUCACUGGAUGAGGUGGACCACAAGAUACUAGAGGCAAAGAAAGCCCUGUCGGAGGUGACGGCGUGCCUGAGGGAGCGGCUGCACCGCUGGCAGCAGAUCGAGAAGCUCUGCGGCUUCCCUGUCGUCAGUAACUCGGGGCUGCCGAACCUGACGGCCAGCCUCUACUCAGACCACAGCUGGGUGGUCAUGCCGCGAGUUUCGGUGCCUCCCUACCCCAUCGCGGGAGGAGUGGAUGACCUGGACGAGGAUACGCCCCCCAUCCUUCCGCAGUUUACGACAACUACGUUGAUCCGGCCUUCACUGACACGCAACAGCAGCCUGUGUCGCUCCCGCCGUAGCCUGAUGAGCUCCCCCCAGUCCUCGCUGAUGUCGCCGGACCCUGACCUGCUGUCCAUGGCCAGCUCGUCCCUCUCCUAUCACCCCGAGGCCGACGACGAACAUAUCAUGUUCAGCUCGGAUAGGAGGGGGGAACAGGCUCAGGAGGGCAGCUCCGACACAGACUCCCUCAACUCGUCCAUGGGCCGGAAGCAGCCGCACAACCCCUGCACGUCCGGAUCGGAGACCCCAUACCGCAAGAUCUCCCGCGAGGAGCUGCUGCUGUACAGCCAAAGUCCAGAGCUCCCAGCAUGCACCACCCACACCAGCAGCAGCAGCAGCAGCAGCAGUCUCAGGGACUCCACGCCACCCCCUCUUCCCCAGACCUCGGCCACCACCCCCUCAGGGCCGCCGUCCACCUCACCCUCCCCGGCCUUGGAGCACCACCCGUUUGCACACAGAGGCUCGCCCGACCUCACCCACAUCCUGCCCGAGUCUCAGAGCGUAACCUUCACGCAGGGGAGCAUCACCUCGCCCACGGGAAAGGGCGUGUACAACGGCAUCCUGGAGAAGUCCUACAGCUACGGGCAGCUGCCUGCGAGCAUGCUGCCCAACGUGGGGCGCUACCCAUCUCUGACCUCCCUGGACUCGGAGGGCCGGAGCAUGGGGAGGGAGCACAAGCUCCAGAGCACCUCCUCCCAGGACUCCAGCGACAAUGGAGAGAGAAUCAAGCGCUCCUCAUCUAAAAUCAAAAGCCUAUUUAAGAAGAAAAAAUAAAACUGAAUGAGUGAAAGAGAGAAAUAAGAUAAGUUGUUUUAGCCUGAAUACUAAUAAAAAGGACAUCACUAUAAGCUAAAACAUUUAAUUUUCUCUCCUAAGUUAUUUUGUUAUCAAAGAUGGAAUGUAGCUCAGGCUGGACGCCUUCAAACACUCCAGACUGGUCGCCUUAUUUUUCAAUAACGCCUUUUUAUUUAGUUCACUCAGCCUCACAGGGAAACCUGCUAAGGUCACGGAAAGGUCAAUCAGACGACGCGCACGACCUGUUCGCUGUCUUCUCUUAAUGUUACUUUGCUUUUGAACCAAAAAAGCCACUCUGAGUAACGGUAUCGUAUAAAACGUAGUUUCACUGUUGAUGUCUUGUAGAGAAACAUAUCUGCUGUUUAAAUCUCACUUUGAAUAGCGACAGCAACACGUGAAUAACACCCAGAAAAAAGGUCAGAUCGUAAAAUCUGGAAUAAUGUUUAGUCCUUUCUCCAAUGUCCUAAUUUAACGAUGGAGUAUUACGGCCACUUAAAGGGGAUAACGAGAAAAAAGUCAAUUUUAGACUGUGUUUUUUUAAACAUGGUCCUCAGAGGACCAGUCUGUCACCUGCGUUAAAAUGAGGAACAUCUUGUUAAAUUAAACUUUGCCGUACGUUUCAUAAAUAACAAAAGAAUUCAUCUCAACUUACCAGGAAAACUUGGUCGAACAAAGUUCUCGGUUAAUACUUUGAUCUAUUCAAAGGGAAAUUGUAGUUUCCCGAGAAACAGAAAUUAUAACAUUUUAUAUAUUGCUUUUAUCUCUAAUGCUUAUUUUCUUUAACAUGGCCCUAAUACUCAGUCGUACUAACCCACCCCCCUGUUCAAAUUAUGAAUUGCAUCUUAAAAAGUGUUCAAGUGCUAAACUCCGUACUUGAUGAAUUUUCCUUUUAAAAAGAAAAUCCUGCUAAAAAGUUUAUUGCACUACAGCUUUCCUGGUAUUUUGGGAAAGAGCCACUGCUGGCGGAGUACAUAUUGAAUAAAGUUACAGAGAUGAGAGGAACACAUGGGCGGCGGCAGUGAAAAUGCAGCUUGUAAUGCCAGAGCCACAAUUAUCUGAUGCAACUUCAAUGUCACCGUCCAUUAUCCUCUUAAAUAUAUUAAAAAAUCUCUCUCUCUCUCUAUAUAUACGUAUACUUUGUUUUCGCAUUACUAGGUUUAGAUUGGUGGGGGUCCCUAUGAACUGAAGAAGGUUGAACGAAUAUGCAGAUUUAACUCGCACCAGUCCUGUUCCCUGUAAUCUAGCUCUCCCUCAUUACUUGACAAACUGCAUUCUGUAGCCAAACAACAGACCAUUUCCAUGUUUUGUCUUUAAUCUCUUCAAAUCUAAACGCUUGAUGUCGCGACCAGAUGUUUGUGUGCGAUUCAUUCUGUUCGAGUGCCAUAGUCGUGUCGUGUUUGAGGGAGGGAGGUGAGACGAUGUAAUAUUUAAAAAAUAGUUUGUGUAAUUGACACUGUCUCGACUGUGAUGAUGUGGCCUCUGCCAUGUGUUUGCAGGCUUUUUAAGGACAAACACUAAAGGAUUAUCUGUUCAAGCAAAAGGACGUUUUUUUUCAUCCACAUCUGAUCGAAACAUCGAGGCUUGCCCCUAAACCCCGCCCCCCUCCCACUAAGCUCGAAGCCGACCCACGCAAUAUGGCCCCGCUCCUCACCU
Paralichthys olivaceus (Japanese flounder) is the source of this 5110-nucleotide messenger RNA. It is a transcript of the gene stim2b, whose product is annotated as stromal interaction molecule 2b. Gene Ontology annotation, cellular component: endoplasmic reticulum; plasma membrane. Gene Ontology annotation, molecular function: protein binding; calcium channel regulator activity; calcium ion binding. NCBI's taxonomy places the organism in Eukaryota, Metazoa, Chordata, Actinopteri, Pleuronectiformes, Paralichthyidae. Gene Ontology annotation, biological process: intracellular calcium ion homeostasis; activation of store-operated calcium channel activity; store-operated calcium entry. The record is from RefSeq and is a predicted model, not a curated record.